This is a messenger RNA of Zerene cesonia (dogface butterfly), 2011 nucleotides long. RefSeq names its product protein ANTAGONIST OF LIKE HETEROCHROMATIN PROTEIN 1-like. Lineage: Eukaryota; Metazoa; Arthropoda; Insecta; Lepidoptera; Pieridae. The coding region runs from base 774 to 1877 and encodes 367 amino acids. The record is from RefSeq and is a predicted model, not a curated record. The transcript is spliced from 2 exons.
UGAUGUGCAGCAAUUUUGGGUAGAAUUCUUAAAGAGCCUGACCAGCUUUUACCAUAUAUGGCGCACCGUCAGAAACAAAAACACAUAUUUUCUCGUCCAUAGAGGAAUCGGGAAAUAGUGAUUUGAUGGAAUCAUUUAUGAACCGGGCGAUAGUUGAAUGGUUUGUUUUUUCUAAAACCUUGCAAGCAACCAAAUGGGGAAUAGAGGGCUCUUUAGAUAAUUUCCCAACAAUUAGAUUCGCUAUAUAUCGUCCACAGGAAUCUGUCGUUUCAUCUGCCGAUAUCCAUAUCAAAUCGUUCGAGAGAUCGGCGCGAAUUUCACCAAGUACUUCUACGUAGAUAUUUGAAAGGUAGUUUUUUCGAAUUGUGGAUUCUUCAGGAAUUAUCUGAUUAGUGCAAUACUUCUUUAGGAAUUUCCUGCAUACUUCGUUAUUUAAUUGGUGGAAAGCUAUAUUGCAAGCAACAAAAAACUCACACAAAUCUUUAUUGAAUUGUACUUUGUUUGAAGUAUCCGAAUUAGAAGACGAAAUAUGAGUUAGCAGUUGUUGACAACUUCUUGCAGGUUUCUGUUUUGCAGCUAAAUGUGAAGCAGUACUCACAUGUUGAUCGAUUUGAUAUUUUUUUGAUGAAGGUAUUCGCUUUUCACAAACCUUGCAGAAAAUCACAGUACCAUCAGUCGUAAAUUGGUCUGGACAUUUUUUUAUCCAUGAUUCCAUUAAAGCAUGGGUAUUUUUUUUCACUGGCGGCAUUAUUUUAUUUAAAAUAAAAUAAACUAUGGAAGAAAUAUUCUACGACCUAGUAGCUGAACCAAGCAACCAGUUUGAGGGAUUCGUUCGAAUGUCAGCAACUGAUUUCGAAUUAAUUUUAAGUAGAGUUGGGCCUUUGAUAGAAAAACAAAAAACUAAAUUUCCUCUAACUAUACCUGCCAAAAUUCGACUAGCGGUUACUUUACGAUAUUUAGCUACAGGAGAUAGCUACAGAAGCUUACAUUAUUUGUUCAAGAUGUCUCACCAAGUGAUUUCCAAUAUUGUAAGAGAAUGUUGUGCUGCUCUUAUAUCUGUAUUGAAGGACAUGAUCAAGUUACCUGAGAAUGAAAACGAAUGGCUACAAAAGGAAUCUGAUUUUAGAGAUACAUUUCCUCAUUGCUUGGGAGCAAUCGAUGGUAAACAUGUUGUCAUGGUGUCACCGAUUCACAGUGGGUCUGAAAUUUUUAAUUAUAAGCAUUCAUUUAGUAUUGUGUUGAUGGCCUUAGUGGAUCGCAAUUUUUGUUUUAUGUUUUGCGAUGUAGGCAACAAGGGUAGAAUCAGUGACGGUGGUGUAUUCAGAGAUUGUGUUUUAUUCGAAAAACUUCAGACAAAUUCCUUACAUUUACCACAACCUGAACCACUUUCUGAUGGCGAUGUAAAUGUGCCUUACGUUUUUGUUGCUGACAAUGCAUUUCCAUUGCACCCCAACAUAAAGAAACCAUUUCCCGGAGACCACCCCGAAGGAAGUACACAACGAAACUUCAAUCGUAAACUUUCUUCUGUACGUAUUGUUGUGGAAAACGCAUUUGGUGUUAUGUCAGCACGGUUUCGAGUUCUUAGAAAACCUAUAGCUCUACAACCAAAUGAAGCUUCAAGAGUCGUAAUGGCAUGUGCUUUAUUACAUAACUUUUUGAGAAAAAGUUCUAACUCCCGGUCAAUUUACACCCCACCGGGUUACACUGACACAAUUGUCAACAGAGAAACAAUAAAUCCUGGAACUUGGAGAAAAGACAUUGGAAAAGGCGAAGGCGCUUUCAAGUCAAUGAAGAGUAUUGCACGACGUUCAGCUUUAACAGCAAUCCAGGUUAGGAAUAAAUUCGCAGAACAUUUCAGGACCAUGAAUAAUUUGUAAGGUGUCGACAACGUAAAAUGGGUACUUCCUCGUGCUCCCCCUGAGGUCGGGGAAGAGGAAGUACCCUUUUAUGUUUUUAAAUAAAUGUUUGAUUUGAUUAUUUAAAUACUUUAGAAAAUAAAACAACAUACUCU